GCCAAUCGUUGUGUCGCCAUUUUGUUUUUCAGUUGGUGUUCACAGUGAGGCGUGCGCGUGUGAUAUUAAUUGGUUUUCUGCGGUUAAUAAUAGAUUAAAUACGCGUCAAUUGUUUUGCUUUCAUUGUACACGCCAUAGAGAUCAUCAUGUCGGAUCGAGAGAGGAGUCGCUCUAGGACUCGGAACGGUUCCCACGAGGCAGCACCUAAACCUCCGACGAUGUCGCGGGGCCACAGCCGAAGCCGGUCUCGGACGCCGCCCCCGCCAAAAGCUUCAAGCAGGAAGUAUAGAAGCCCCUCGCGCUCCAGAUCGCGCUCGCGCUCGGGCUCGGCGCGGCGCGGCUACCGCGCGCGCUACUCGCGCUCGCGCUCGCGCUCCUACUCCCCGCGCGGCUCCUACCGCCGCUCGCACAGCCACAGCCCCAUGUCGUCGCGCCGCCGCCACCAGGGGGACAGGGUGAGAGUUGCUUCAUAUGAGAACCCGACGCCGUCGCGGUGCCUGGGGAUCUUUGGGCUCAGUCUGUACACUACGGAGCAACAGAUCAAUCACAUCUUCUCUAAAUAUGGACCCGUGGAGAAAGUGCAAGUUGUCAUAGAUGCUAAGACGGGGCGGUCCCGAGGCUUCUGCUUCGUAUACUACGAGUCCCAGGACGACGCGAAGGUGGCCAAGAACGAGUGCACCGGCAUGGAGAUAGACGGCCGCCGCAUCCGAGUGGACUACUCCAUCACGCAGCGCGCGCACACACCCACGCCUGGCAUCUACAUGGGCAAACCCACUGUGAGCGGUCGAGGCGACAACGGCUACGACAGGCGAGGGCGAGGGGAUAGAGACGACUACUACUACCGCGGCGGCGGCUACCGCGAGCGCGACUACUACCACCGCUCGUACCGCCACCGCUCGCCGUCGCCGCACUACCGCCGCUCGCGCCGCUACGAGCGCGAGCGCUCCUACUCGCCGCGUCGUUAUUAAUAGUUCCGUGAUGCUGAGGUCAACUUCAUAGCAUAGAUUUUGAUACAACCCUCCCCAAUGUAUCGCUGGCCUCCUUUGUGCAUUUAAACGGUUUCUGCGUAGUUUAUCGAAUAUUGUUAAUUUGAUAUGACUUUUGUAAAUAAAAUUGAUUUAAUAUCGAUCGUUCGCCACGAUCGCGCGCUCUGAUGUCCAGUCAACGAGAGGAACUCGUUUUUGUUUUAACAUUAGACGCGAUGCUGAAAGGGUCUAGAUGUAAGUUAGCCUGUAACGCCCCCACCGGGGCAUAGUUGCCUCUAGGUUGUAAAAUUAUAACUAAUAAAGUUUUAACACUAAGUCUAAUAUUGAUUUUGUUUGUUUGAAAAGGUAUUGAAACAAGAAGUAAAGGAUGAAGUUCCUUGAAACUAACUGUGUUGAAGUUUUGAAAAUGUUUGAUUGAAAAGUCCUUUCGAAAUGGAAAAUCCCGACCGGUUGGUGGGUGCCGAGACAGCAGCUCGGUGCCGAAGCGAAGCUUUCGGAAAAUGUUGGCAAAUGUCGAAGCGAAAAGAAUAUGAUCGAGUCGGCGGCGUAAAGUAGGCAGCGACACUGGCGGGAGCGCAGAUCAUAUUCUUAUCAAACGACAACUAACUAUCAAGUCUAAGCAUCCACUUCUUUAACCUACUUUUCAACGUGAUCUUUUUGCAUUUUUCAGAGACAUAGUAUGUAUUUAAAUAUAAUUAUACAUAUAUCGAAGUAUUGAGUAUGACAUCAUAUUUCACAUUCUCUAGUGUAGACUUGUGUUGUGAGCGACUUGUUAAUAAACAUUAGUUUUGUAAUGUCA
Molecule: messenger RNA, 1785 nt
Organism: Cydia fagiglandana
Lineage: Eukaryota; Metazoa; Arthropoda; Insecta; Lepidoptera; Tortricidae
Gene: Tra2
Product: transformer-2 protein homolog alpha
Exons: 8
Coding region: 147-968 (273 amino acids)
Biological process (GO): positive regulation of mRNA splicing, via spliceosome
Cellular component (GO): spliceosomal complex
Molecular function (GO): RNA binding
Source: RefSeq, a predicted model, not a curated record